Helianthus annuus (common sunflower) is the source of this 723-nucleotide messenger RNA. RefSeq lists its product as uncharacterized. The coding region runs from base 1 to 723 and encodes 240 amino acids. The transcript has a single exon. The record is from RefSeq and is a predicted model, not a curated record. Lineage: Eukaryota; Viridiplantae; Streptophyta; Magnoliopsida; Asterales; Asteraceae.
AUGUCAAUCGGUUCGAACCAAGUUAAUACUCUUUGGCAGUGGAAGAGAGAUCCUAUGCAAGGGACUGAACCGGAGGAAUUGUCUCAGCUGCUCAGUUUAUUGGAUUCAGUCUCGUUGUCGGACAGAUCGGAUCGUUGGAUCUGGAUUGGGGAAGGAAAAGAAGAUUUCAGUGUGGCUGCUGUUAAAAGAACAAUUAUGAAAGGCAGGGGUUCGAGUUCCGGGUCGAAAUUUAAGUGGUGUAAGUGGGUUCCCGCCAAAUGUAACAUUUUCGCUUGGCGUGCGGUUAUUAACAGGAUUCCUACGGUCGAAGCGUUGAGGAGAAGAAACAUUAGCAUUCAGAAUUCGUCAUGUGGUCUCUGCAAGGAUGGAGAAGACGAGGUAAACCAUCUCUUUUCGGGUUGCUAUGUGGCUAAUGUAGUGUGGAGUUAUGUUAGUAAUUGGUGCCGCGUUCCGCAUAUUUAUGCUUUCUCUAUUCAAGAUUUGGUGGAGUAUUAUGUGAGGUGUGGUCUCAAAGAGCCGGAAAAAACUAUCUUUCAAGGUGUAAUGAUCAUAGCUUGUUGGAGUCUUUGGAAAGCGAGAAAUGAAGCCAGGUUCAGGAAUGUUUCGGUUAGAAUAGAGAAGGUUAUUAGUGAGGUGAAAGUGUUGGGGUUUCUUUGGGUUAAGAAUAGAACGAAGUUUAGAAGUUUAUCAUGGGAAAACUGGUGUAAAUUUGUAAUUAUGUAG